GAGCGCUCCGUCGCCAGUCUCUCGUCGACCUCAGCGCAGUCAGCAGCAGCAGCGCAGCUUCUAUCUCCCUCUUUUUGGCCCAACCCGUGUAAAGUCUAUACUCUCUCAGCUGCUCUCUCUCUCUCUCUCUUACUCUACUGCCGGGGGGGCGGACGACUACACCCGUCUGUAUCCACUUGCGCGCGCUUUUGCGCUCCCGGGAGUUGCGAAGAAGUAUAAGGAGUGUCGUGCGCGAUUAUGACAGAUCGUUGCUGCUAUUUCGUAGUGCGCGGGGAUGUUUGAUUGACGUCGAUCCGGACGAGUCGGACCAAGUCAGUGCGCUGCUCGGGAUAAGGUGGUGAGAGUUGCGACACACGUCGUCGUUCAGUGCGAGUAUAGGAAGAGCUUUGCCGUCGUUGCUGCGAGAGGAACGUCCGGAGGGAGACGCAAGCACUGUAGGCGGUGACACCGUACUGCGAGCUGCCGGGAUCACCCGGCCGGCCUAGAGCGCCGGGACGAGCACGAUGUCGUCGACGUUGCGCGCGCAGUCGACAGGUGGCGAGCUGACGAACCUGAGCAGCGCCGGGUCUGACCGGACCCUGGCGACCUCGACGGGUGGAAGCUCGCACACUCAUAGCCACAGGAAGCAUCACAAUCACCACAGAAGCCGGAGUGCGCCGAGGGCGCCCGAGAAACCACCGCGCAAACGACACAUGAACCCUGGACAGAGCCUCGCGUCCAUACCCAGCCAGAUCAAGCUGUCCAUGCUCAACAGCGGCCUCAUUUCUUUCGAUCGCCGUGGGAACGCAGAGGAACUCGGCCUCGGAACCACAUUGCCAACGGCACCCACGGAACUCGCCCAGUACCCGAAGCUCUGCGAGCUGCGCAGAAAGUUUCCGGUCCUCUAUCGCGUCGAGUUUCAGACGGCGACGAAAGUCGAGACGCACUCGUGCAGGCACGCCACGAAGCCGGCGAACAGGGAGAAGAAUCAGAACCAAAAAUGUAUUCCAUACGAUUACAACAGAGUCGUUUUAGAGACUAUAGACGGCCGAGCUGACUCGGACUACAUCAACGCGUCGUACGUCGAUAGCAUACUCAAGCCCAACGCCUACAUCGUAACUCAGGGACCCAUGGAGAACACCGUAGUGGAAUUCUGGCGGAUGGUCUGGCAGGAGAGGGCCGCCUGCAUAGUCAUGCUCACGAAAACUUUCGAUUUUAUAAAGGUGAUGUGCAUGCAGUACUGGCCCGCCAGUAAGGAUAAGGACGAGGACUACGGCGGCAUCGGCGUCUCCGUGCUUGCAGAGGAGGAGCUUGCGAACUUUCACAUACGGACGAUAAAGCUGUACAAAAAGGACGAGAAGGACGAAGUCACGGAAGAGAGGACGAUACUUCAGUUUCAUUACACAGAGUGGCACUCGCACACGUGCCCUUUUGGCAACGCUGUGCUGGAAUUCCGAAGGCGCGUCAGGGCCGUCGUCGGAUCGACCUUAAAGAGCGAAGCCGGGCCUAUGGUUGUGCAUUGCAACGACGGUGGCGGACGAUCUGGUGUUUACUUGGCGAUCGAUGCGAAUAUGGAGCUUGCGGAGGAGGAAGACGCGUUUGACGUGUUUGGAUAUCUGAAGAAACUUCGACAGAGUCGGAAGGGUCUCAUAGAGAAUCUGGAACAGUACAAAUUCGUGUAUGACACGCUGGAGGAAUUCGUGAUAUGCGGCGCCUCGUGGUUCCCUGUAUCAGAGCUGUCGGUCCGGCUGAAGCAGAAGAGCCAGAAGAACCCGAUAACGAAGAUGAACGAGUACCAGCGCGAGUAUCAGCAGAUCUGCAAGCAGACGCCGCGUUUCACGAUAGGCGACUGCGCCGGCGGACACAGGGCCGACAAUCGCGAGAAGAAUAGGGACGUCCUCGUCGUACCACCUGACAACUUCCGGCCUUACUUAACGAGUUUUCAAGGAAACACAUUCACGGACUACAUAAAUGCAGUGUUCGUCGAUGGCUACACAAAGCCGCGCGAGUACAUCGUGACGGAAUGGCCGGUGACACGAAGCCUCGGUGAGUUCUGGUCGCUGGUCUACGACUACGAGUGCGCUGCUGUGGUGGUGCUGUGCGUUCCACCGGCUGGAUCCACCAACUACCCGAGCUUCUGGCCGGAGGGUCGACAUUCCAAGAAGUACGGACCAGUCUUCACGAUAGACCACAUCAGCCACAAUCACUACACCAACAUCAAAACUUGGGUGUUCCGAAUAAACAAGAAGAUCGUCUCGCUGACCGAGUUGAUGGCCGGUGUGAAAGCACCCCCGAAGACGGUCCAACUGUUCCAGCUGACAUGUUGGCCGAUGGGUCAGGCGGUGCCGACGUCGACCAACAGCCUCGUCGAGCUGAUGAACAUGGUGGAGCGGUGGCGUCAGCGCACGGACUACGGGCCCGUAGCCGUCGUCUCGCCGGACGGACGCAGUCGGUGCGGAGUCUACUGCGCAGCCAAUGCCUGCAUCGAACAGGUCAUCCAGCAUGGCGAGGUCGACAUCUUCCAAGCCGUCAAGACUGUGCGACGACAUCGACCCCAGCUCGUCGAGAAUAUGACCGAGUACAAGUACUGCUACGACCUGGUUCUGCACUACGUGUUGCACUAUCUGAACAAAGACAUGAACGAGAAGAAGUGAGAAAGCGAGUUGCGGGACGAGCUGUGGUUCAUCGAGUUCGGCCGGGGCGCAGCGCUGCCCCUGACGCCGGAGGAGGCACCGGUCGACGGCGAGCCAGUGGUGCCCUGCGCCCAGGGACGCGUCAUCAUCGAGACGGCGCGACCGGCGCCGCCCUACUUCGCCACCUGCUCGACUUACCGACGGCAGAUAAUGGAGCAGCACCUCUCGUCGCUCGCCUCCGCGACGACGCAGGCGGACGUCGUGCCCUCUACCUCUGCCGCGACGGUCAACCACCAGCCGGCCAUCCACCAUCACCAGAGGAGCACCUUCAUUAGGAGCGCGACCCUCGGCCCCCAGAGCCCAGCCCUACGGCCCGAGGAGCUGCGCGUCAAGCCCUGGUACGCCACGGACGACACCUCCUCCGCGUCCAAGGACAGUCCGCCGGCUGCCGCCAACGCCGUUGACCAGAGCUCGUGCCCCGCCUACAAUCAGUCCUACGACCCACAGGACAGCAGCAGCAACCACAAGGAGACGACGUCCAGUCGCGGCGUCGACGCCAUUUCCACGCGCACCAGCAGCAUCGAGAGCGAGAACCCGCGUGCCAGCGUGCCUCGUAAGGCCUACAUGGAUCUCAGCGACGCCAUCGCCAUGCUCGACGAGACCUGCCCCAAUCCCGAGGCCAGUCCUCUCAUGACACCGCGGACGCCACGGACGCCGCUGACGCCCCAUCCCAGAAAUAAGCGUGCCAGGUCCAAGAGCAGCGACAACUCGUCCAACUACAGUAGCGAGAGGCUGAACGAGCGAGCCGAAAACGCCAAACCCCAGGAGAAGGAGAGGAAGCGACCGUUCCUCAAGAAGAUCGGCAUCUCCAUGACGGAAGACCGUCCGCUGCUGGCCAAGCUCGCGCCCAUGAUCAUGGGCAAGCCUUACCUCGAGAAGAUCGGCCCGAGCCGCGCGGUGGACAAGCCUUUCCUCGAGAAGAUCGGUUCGUCCCGGACGCUCGACAAGUUCAUUUUCGACACACCCAAGAGCGACAAGCGGAUACCCUUUGACACCAGCAGCCGCAUGACCAUAGCCGAGGAGCCCGAGAAGAAGACGCCCAAGGAGCGCAGAGACGAGAUCAGGGGCUUCUCCACCGGUGAGAGACGCAGGUCCGGCAAGAACUUCCUCCUGAAGAUGUACUCCUUCGAGACGGAGGACCUUGAGGACAGCUCCCUGGCGAUGAAGGCUCCGCACCGAGAUCCUCUGAGAGGAGCCUCGCUGGACGACGUGUUGGACUCGGGACCCAGCAGUAUGCCGCGCAUCAACGAGCUCUGUGCCAUGACCAACUCCGACAUCGAGACGCCCAGCGUCAGCGUAGCCGAGCUGGUCAAGUGCCGCGUCACCACAAGCGAGGAGAUCAUAUCAUCGAACUCGUGCCUCAACUCGCCCAUGGAGGUGAUGAGCUGGGGCAACUCGCCCAAACGAAGACUGCCCAGAAAGAACCACGAGCUCGCCGACGCCAACAAGAACGGUAAGGACAACGAGAGCGUGCCCAACUCGCCGAUCAAGAGGGUCCACAGCUCCAUCACGCCCGAGAAAGUCACCGCAGUCUACAAGGAUCUUGACGGGGUGAAGAACGGCAGGCCGGUAUCCGAGGACAUUCUAGACAAGCGAAAAAGCAGGCAUGACGAGUUCGAGAGACGUGGAGCCUCCUCGGACAACCUGACGAAGGAGCGAGUCGUCACCCCGGUGUUCGCCGAGAUCGGCGGUAAGGAUCUCAACAAUGGCAAAGGCUCUUGCAACUCCGUCGUGUCGACGAGCUCCAGCGUCA
Molecule: messenger RNA, 4425 nt
Organism: Nasonia vitripennis (jewel wasp)
Lineage: Eukaryota; Metazoa; Arthropoda; Insecta; Hymenoptera; Pteromalidae
Gene: Ptp36E
Product: receptor-type tyrosine-protein phosphatase kappa
Exons: 15
Coding region: 504-2633 (709 amino acids)
Biological process (GO): protein dephosphorylation
Molecular function (GO): protein tyrosine phosphatase activity
Source: RefSeq, a predicted model, not a curated record